CGAAAGCGAAAGCGUCGCUGUUUCAGCACAAGCUUCCCAAAACACUCGCGCUGCUUCUCGUCUCCAAUUUCGCACCCUCGACUUCAUUUGAGCGACACAACGACGCCACGCGAGUCAAAUCUUGUCGCCCGAUGAUGAGGAAAGCGAAAGUGACGUCAUCGGCACCGUAGAGAAGGCGCGUGUUCCGGUUUGCUGUCAUUUGCCGUUCGGCCGUCGACGAGGAGUCGUCGUCACUUUGUGGACGAAAAGGAGCAAAACAUGGCGACGCUGAAGUUGUUUGUCUUGUUUGUCGCGGCUGCGCAAAUCCACAGCGUGACGCCCGUGCUUCACACGCUCAAGUAUUUCAUGACAGCAUCGUCUCAAAUUCCAAACAUCCCAGACUUCUCGGAGGUCGGUUAUGUUGACGACGUUCCGAUUUUGCGCUACGACAGCAAGAGCAGGAAAACAAAACCCAAACAGGACUGGAUGAACAAAAUCACAGCAGAUGAUCCUCACUACUGGGAGGGACAGACACAGAUCAGUAUUGGUAAUGAGCAGGUCAACAAAAUCAACAUCGAAACUGCCAAAGCGCGCUUCAACCAAACUGGAGGUGUUCACAUGAUCCAGGUGAUGUACGGCUGCGAAUGGGACGACGAGACCGAUGAGGUCGAUGGUUGGCAACACGACAGUUACGAUGGAGAAGCCUUCAUCUCGUUGGAGGUGAAGACAAUGAGAUGGAUCGCAGCUCACCCACAAGCUUUCGUCACCAAACUCAAGUGGGACAGUCACGAACUUUGGAAGCUAAACCUGAAGAACUACUACACUGAGAUUUGUCCUUCUUACUUGAAGAAGCAUGUGACCAAUGGGAGGGACUUCCUGAUGAGAACAGAGCUUCCCACGGUGUCUCUCCUCCAGAAGACGCCGUCCUCUCCGGUCACCUGCCACGCGACGGGUUUCUACCCCGGCGCGGCCGCCCUGUUUUGGAGGAAGGACGGCGAGGAGCUCCACGAGGACGUGGAGACGGGAGAGACCCUCCGCAACCACGACGGAACCUUCCAGACGACGGCCGACCUGAAAGCGGAGGUGACCGAUGAAGCCGAGGGCCGCUACGAAUGCGUGUUCCAGCUGUCCGGCGUGGCGGACGACAUCGUCGCCAAGCUGGAGAGGAGAAGCGUCCGGAGCAACGCGCGCAUCCGAGAGGAAGAAAAGAGGAAGAUGGCGCUGGCCGUCGCUGUCCCGCUGGCGGUCCUCGCUCUGGCGGCGGCGGCGGUCGCGGUCCUCGUCAAGCUUUACAAAAGCAGACGAGCCAAAUACGAUCCAGCUUCCGUCGACGCCGAUUCCGAGCCCGCUUCCGAGCCCGCCGCCCCGACGCCCGCUUCCGAGUGAGACGCAGCCGCCGUCGCACGGUGUCGGAACACGAGAGAGAUGUCUCCAUCGAGCGCUUUCUCAUCACACUUGGGCUUGAAAACAGAGAUGGGAUUUGUUCUUCACGCAGACAAUUUGUGCAAUUAAGAUGUUUCUGUUAAGUCACAGUUUUUGCUGGCUUUGGUGUCUUGGGUGAGACUCGUUGGAGUUGAUCGGGUUGCUUUCUUCUGUCCGUUAAGUUUGUCAGAAAUCGGCGCAGUCACACAAUGAGAGGAUUUCUUCUUUCGUUGUAUCAAGCACUUGAACAGCUACGAUGAAUUGCUAUCACAAUGUGUCGAUUGCCGGUUUGCCUCGCACUCCUUUUAUCAGUCCAAAAUGAUUUUAUAAUCCUGUUAUCGAUUCCAGGACCGCUUUUCACUUCAACAAACAACUCUGUCAAUUUGUACGUUGCUCAGAAUGGGACAAUGUCGUCGAUUGCAUUUGUUUUUGGAAUUCUGCAAUUCAAUAUAAAUCCUUGUAAAAUACUGGGAAAAAAGCGACUUUGUGAUUGAUUGACAAAUUUGCAUUGAUAAACCUUGCUAAUAAAAUGAGGAGAUUCAUCACA
Molecule: messenger RNA, 1948 nt
Organism: Phycodurus eques (leafy seadragon)
Lineage: Eukaryota; Metazoa; Chordata; Actinopteri; Syngnathiformes; Syngnathidae
Product: class I histocompatibility antigen, F10 alpha chain-like
Exons: 8
Coding region: 259-1365 (368 amino acids)
Biological process (GO): immune response
Cellular component (GO): external side of plasma membrane
Source: RefSeq, a predicted model, not a curated record